CAGAGGAAGCGGCUGUUUGAACCAAUGGGAGCUCGUAUCUCCGGUUUAGCGGGUGAUUCAGUCCUCAGUCCAGACGAUCUGUUCGCGGGAAACAUACAGAAUCAGCAGCAGCAGCUAAUCUAACAUACUCCUCCGUGUUAUAUUAAAGAUACCUUCAGAUCGUCCUCUCCUGGAGAGCAGAGAGCAGAGAUGCUGUUCAGGUCGAUAGUAGACAGAAGAGCCGGCAGACGGAGGCAGAACGCCGUCCCUGCAGACCCGCGGCCCAGUUACCCUCUGAGCUCUCUGCUGGGAGGUUACCAGUGCGUCCGACACGAUGAACACAUCUCCUACGGCAACCUGGGGGACUCUGUGCCUCCAUUCGGAUUGGCUUUCUCCUCCGCGGGGAACAUGCAGAACAUCCUGGCAGCAGCUAAUGAGGAAGGUAUUGUUAGGAUCUACAACACAGAGAGCCGGGAAAAGACACUACUUAAAGAAUGGCUGGCUCAUGAGAAUGCUGUCUUUGACAUCGCCUGGGUACCGGGGGAGCCUCACUUGGUGACUGCUGCCGGUGAUCAGAUGGCCAGGUUGUGGGAUGUGACGUCAGGGGAGCUGUUGGGCAGCUUCAAGGGUCACCUCUGCAGCCUCAAGUCUGUUGCGUUCACACCACAGGAGAAAGCUGUGUUCUGUACUGGAGCCAGAGAUGGAAAUAUUAUGGUCUGGGACACCAGGUGCAGCAAAAAAGAUGGUUUCUACAGACAGGUGAAACAGAUCAGCGGCGCUCACAACAAAGCAGAGACGAACCCCCCCACCAAAACCAAGAAGAGGCGGAGCAGCACGCGCGGCAUGGCGCCCAGUGUGGACACCCAGCAGAGCGUCACGGUGGUUUUGUUUCGGGAUGAGCACACCCUCAUCUCUUCUGGGGCUGUUGACGGAGUGAUCAAGAUGUGGGAUCUGAGGAAGAACUACACGGCCCACCGUCCUGAUCCUGUUCCACUGCAGACGUACCCGUACCCGGGUUCUUGCAUGCGCAUGCGACUGGGUUACUCCGGACUCGUUCUGGACUCCACGCGGUCCAACAUUGUGUCUAACUGCACUGAUGACAGCAUCUACAUGUUCAACGUCAGCGGAAUGAAAACGACUCCAGUGGCAGUUUUCAGUGGCCACCAGAACUCCUCGUUCUACGUAAAGUCCACAAUCAGCCCAGAUGACCAGUUCUUGGCCAGUGGCUCCAGUGAUCAUAACGCAUACAUCUGGAAGAUCUCUGAUCCUAACCAUCCUCCCAUGAUGCUCCAAGGCCACAGCGAGGAAGUGACGUCCCUUGCAUGGUGCCCGACAGAUUUCACUAAGAUUGCUUCCUGUUCUGAUGACCACACCGUUCGGAUCUGGAGGCUUCACCGCGAGAUGGACGGAGCGCAAUCGUCAGUGGGAGAGGCCAACCUUGUGGGCUGGGCGCGCCCUAAACCUCCCUCAAGGCCUCCAAUCAGAGCUGAAACAACCCCCGCCAAGAACCAGAGGACAGAGAGUCUCGGAGGCUUGGCGUCCCCCCAGCUCGCUGCCUGCGCUCCCAGCGGAGCCGCCCUUCCUCUGCCCUCGAGCACCACCUCACCCAUCCCUUCUCAGGAUGCUGCUAAGGCUGCAGCCGCCGUCCGCCAGAGAACCCCGUCCUCCAUCAAACAGUGGUUAUCCCCGAGCCGUGGCUCUCCCGGUCAGGUCAGCCCUCUGCUGCCCUGCAGGGUGCUGAGCCCGUGUCCCCAGAGCCCGGCCCAGAGCGCCGCCUCUCCCACGGAGCGACGGGCCAAACGCAGGCUGGAGACCGGCGGCGAUGCAUCCGCAGGCUGCGGGGGGGCAGAACAGUGUGACUGUGUUACCGAGCUCUACCCAGCGGCCAAGAGGAGCCGGGGCCUGUCGGGAAUCUGCUGCCCGGCUCAAGAGAACCGGCUACAAACAGACCGUCACACAGAGGACGACGAGCAAGGCUCGUCCAGACAGACUGGGAAGGAGAAUUACUCUCCCGGAGCAAAGGACUGGUUGUCAGCGAUGGGCCAGAAGAUGAGGAAAGGUCAAGGCAGCCCGAGUUCUCCCAGAAGCCCCAGCGCCUCGAAGAAACAAGAAGGCAAGACGCCCGCUUCACCGACCAUCCGCUCACCACAAUCCAUGAAGAAAAUCUCCAUGUAUUUCACGAGGAGACCUCUGGAGUGACCACUUUGUGCCCGUCGGAUGCUCCGUGCUUCUGUAUAAAAUUCUAGAUUUCUUUAUUUUGAGUAUUUUAACCUGAACCCACAGACAAUAUGCCUCUAAAAACACUGGUAUAUGUCCAGAUUACAUUAGCACAUGAACCUGGGCUGCACAGAGAUUGACAAAACAGUCAUUCUGAAUAUUUGAUGCUGCAGUUUUCACAUCCCAAGAGGCUUUUUUUUUGUUUUUUUUUAAUCGGGCCAUGGGUUUUGCAGUUGCCUCCUACACAAUUAUCUGGUGCUGUGCAGAAUCUCUGGUUGUUUGUUGCUGAGUAAAUCUUUAAUUUUACUCAAACCUGAGAAACCCAAGAGAUGCAUUAGUGUUUAAUACUAGAACCCACGUUUAAUAUAGUUGUUCCGGAGGUCAACCAGGUAUUAAUCCUCAAGUGCAGAGAAAUGUCUGUCUUCAGGUGUGGACAUUUUAAAUUCUGCUAAAAAAUACAAUUUAUUUGAUCCACAUUUUUGAGUAUUUUUAUGAACUUCACAAAGUAUAUUUAUCAUCUCUUUGUGGGGUUUUUCAUGUAUGGCUUUUGACCUUUUUCUUUCAGUGUUACACAUAUAAAAUUCUGCAAAAAUGUUAUUUUUCUUGAGCUAAUGCUUAAGUUGUUUAUAUGUACAAAAUAACCGAUUGUUACAUGGUUCAUUUGUAUUUAAUUGAUGCACAAUGAUUGCUGUGGUCAGAUUUUAUUAAAUAGAAAAGAGUUUUCAAAGUGUGUGGCAUGCUAUCUGUUACAUAUUAUCAGUGUGAUCCAUGCGUUUGUGUUAUAAAGACUGCUUUUAGUAGUGAGACAC
Molecule: messenger RNA, 3005 nt
Organism: Sebastes umbrosus (honeycomb rockfish)
Lineage: Eukaryota; Metazoa; Chordata; Actinopteri; Perciformes; Sebastidae
Gene: dtl
Product: denticleless E3 ubiquitin protein ligase homolog (Drosophila)
Exons: 15
Coding region: 190-2178 (662 amino acids)
Biological process (GO): mitotic G2 DNA damage checkpoint signaling; proteasome-mediated ubiquitin-dependent protein catabolic process
Cellular component (GO): nucleus
Molecular function (GO): protein binding; protein-macromolecule adaptor activity
Source: RefSeq, a predicted model, not a curated record